AUGACCAAAAAUGAUUCCACGCCCACGCCGACGCUGUGGGUGGGCACCAACUUCGGUUCGGUGAUCGUCAUCUCGCUGACGAUGCCCGACAACUACGACAAUCGCGUGCUCUGCCUGCAAACGGUCCUUGCUACGCCCACUCCCUGCAUCUUCCGCCUGAAGGGACCGAUUCUGAACAUCGGCUUCAUGGACUCCACCGGAGCGCUGCUCUCCCUGAAGGCCGACCAGUGGAAGGACUCACCGGCCGACAUCCCCGGCGGCUCGGCCACCGCCAAGCGCACCGGCUCGCUGACCAUUGCCCGCAGCGGCAGCGGCGGCGCCGGCUCCAAGCCGGCCAAGAUUUCGCCCAGCAGCUCCAGCAGCUCUGACUUUCGCGACUCGCACCUGGUGGUGAUCACCUCGGAGAAGCAGGUCCGGCUGAUUGCCAUGCCGCUGCAGCUGUGCGCCCAGAAAGCGAACAUCACCGAGACGUCGCAGGCGGUCCGCGCGGACAUUGUCCAGAUGAAGACGCAGGACGCCGUCUGCCUGGCCGUCUACGUCGCCACUGGCAACAUCAUCGUCUACAGUCUGCCCAGUCUGCGGCAGCUCGUCGACGUCGACUUUCUGCCGCUCACCGAUGUUCGCAUCGCCCGCACGCUGACCUUCAGCACCAACGGCCACGGCAUGUACCUGAGCUCGCCGAGCGAGCUGACCAAGUUCACCAUCAGCGCCAACUUUGCGGAGAACCUGCCCGACAUGGUGGGCGCCCUCUACACGGCGCCCAAGGAGCUGCCCGAGCCGCCCAGGCAGUCCUUCCUCAAGGGCUUCUUCGGAGGGGCGCCGACGCCCCUUGACCGCGAGGAACUGUUCGGGGAGAGCAACUCCGGCAAGGCGCUCAAGGCGACGGCUCGCCUCAUUCCCGGCAGCUCGGAGCACGCCAAGGGCUUCACCGAACGUGGCGAGCGCCUGGGCAAGCUGGAGGACAGCACAGCGAAGAUGCAGUCCGAAGCGGAGGCCUUCGGCAGCGUCGCCCAUGCGGUCAUGCUCAAGUACCGCGACAAAAAGUG
Messenger RNA from Rhagoletis zephyria (snowberry fruit fly), 1046 nucleotides. The record is from RefSeq and is a predicted model, not a curated record. NCBI's taxonomy places the organism in Eukaryota, Metazoa, Arthropoda, Insecta, Diptera, Tephritidae.